Molecule: messenger RNA, 2753 nt
Organism: Guyanagaster necrorhizus
Lineage: Eukaryota; Fungi; Basidiomycota; Agaricomycetes; Agaricales; Physalacriaceae
Product: pyrolysin
Exons: 18
Coding region: 72-2753 (893 amino acids)
Biological process (GO): proteolysis
Cellular component (GO): cell wall; membrane
Molecular function (GO): serine-type endopeptidase activity
Source: RefSeq, a predicted model, not a curated record
UCUGCAGUGGAUAUAAGCUGGACGCUUCCUUCCCCCGCUAAAGGCUUCGUGUACUUGUUGUGCCCUUGACCAUGAAGACUCUUCGCUUGUAUCCCUGGGUCAUUGCUGUCUUACUCUCCCCAGCGCAUUCGGCCGUGCCGCUUUCUAGCAUUGACAAGAAUUCAAUUUGGGGCCGUUAUGUCCCUAAUGAAUACAUCGUCGAAAUGACUGACGUUCAAAGCCUCGGACGGAGGACUCGACGAUCGCAGCUUCAUCAGGAUGUGUACAAGGAAAUGCGCAAAAGGGGUGUCAACGUUGAGGUGAAGAAGGAGUACGAUGUACCUGGCAUUUUAACAGGGGCAUCUAUGACACUUUCGACACCGGGAGAUGUCGCUCGUAUGAAUGAAAUUCCUGGCGUAGAAGCGAUCAGACCAGUGUUGAUGAUUCCGUCCCCCCAACCCAUCGACAUGGUCAUUGUCGACGAUCCAAACGAUCCUCACCUUCCUGAUUCACUAAGCACGCAUAUUAUGACGGGGGUUGAUAAGCUUCACGAGGAGGGUUUGUAUGGGGAUGGUGUCAAGAUUGGAAUCAUUGAUACAGGUGUUGAUUACACACAUCCUGUUCUCGGAGGUGCUAUAGGUCCGGGAAACAAGAUUAUCGGAGGGUAUGACUUUGUUGGAGAUGCGUACAAUGGAACAAAUACCCCGCAGCCUGACAAUGAUCCUCUUGACCAAUGCGCUGGUCAUGGAACUCACGUAGCUGGGAUCAUUGGUGCGAAUCCGAACAAUAGCUACGGCAUUAUUGGAGUCGCAAACGGUGCAUCUCUUGCUGCUUAUCGCGUCUUUGGGUGUACGGGUAGCACAAGUGACGAAGUGAUCAUCGAUGCACUCCUUCGGGGAUACAAAGACGGGAUGGACAUCUUGACAUUAUCUCUCGGUGGUGUUGAUGGAUGGACUGAAGGCACGAGCUCAGUUGUCGCGAGUCGAAUUGCUCAGAAGGGUAUAGUUGUGACCAUUGCAGCCGGAAAUGAUGGCGCCUAUGGGUCAUGGUACACAUCCGGUCCCGGAAAUGGCAUCAGUGUCAUUUCUGUGGCUAGCGUCGACAAUAUUGUCAUUCCUAUUCAGAACGUCACAGUCAAAGGUGUUGAUCACAACCCAAUCCCGUACCUUGAGGCUAUUCCCUUUAAUGUCACAGGUGAUCUACCGAUCUACGCGACUUCAACAAAUACUUCCAUCACAGACGAUGCAUGUAGUCCUCUUCCUUCGGACACGCCUGAUUUGUCUGGAUACGUCGUUAUCUUGCAUAGAGGUACAUGCGCCUUCACCCAGAAACUUGCCAAUGCAGCUGCCAAAGGUGGAAAGACCUUCCUGAUAUACAACUCUGACACGGGCGCUUGGGAUUCUAUCGCAGUCGGCAAUUAUACCGCUGCCCUCAUCUCGGCUGAAGACGGAAAAUUCCUUGUGGAACAGUUCGCUGCCAAUGCUUCUAUCGCUUUAAACUUCCCUCAAGUCGGAGGUCAGUACAACUUGCCCGACGCUCAUGGAGGUCUCGUGAGCAGCUUCUCUUCCUACGGACCUACGUUCGACAUGUACUUCAAACCGGCUGUUGCAGCUCCGGGCGGAAAUAUCCUCUCUACCAUCCCCGUGCCUCUAGGCUCCUAUGCGGUGGAAUCGGGUACAUCGAUGGCAACACCUUUCGUGGCCGGAGCUGUUGCGCUCAUCCUUCAAUCCAGAGGAAAGUGCACAGAGGUUGGGCUGGCGGUCAGAGAUUUGCUCCAAACUACUGCAUCUCCGGUCCUUUCAGAAACCAUAGAGGGUUCUCUACUGCAGACAGCUACGCAGCAAGGCGCUGGUCUCAUCCAGGUGAAUCGCGCUGUCCAUAUAAGGACGAUAGUAACCCCCGCACAACUCUUGUUGAAUGAUACAGCGAACUUCCACUCCUACCAAACCAUUACCAUCACUAACACUGGAUCGAAGAAGGUCAGAUACAAAUUGGAACAUGUCGCUGCUGGCACCGCAGCGACUAUUCGAGAUGCAUCCAUCUUUGCUUCUCUCGGACCUGUGCCACUGACCAAUGCUACUGCAAGAGUAAAAAUCAGCCCCAAAAGCCUUACCGUCGGUCCUGGUGAAUCAAAAACUGUUUCACUGUCAUUCACUGCACCUGCAGCCGACGCGUCCUCUCUCCCUGUCUUUUCUGGUUUCAUCAACGUAGUCGGCACCAAUGAGACUGUCCACGUCACUUAUUUGGGUGCUGCUGCAUCUUUGAAAGACCAGACCGUUGUCGAUAAUACUGAUUCGUAUUUUGGCGUUACUCUUCCAAUAAUCCUGGACGGCGCGGGCAAUGUGCAGACGAAUCCGACGAACUAUACGUUGGUUGGGAGUGAUUUUCCGACGGCGGUGUUCAGGAUGGCAUUUGGAUCUCCUGCUCUUUCAUUUGAUCUGGUAGACAAGGAUACAACGAUCGCAAAUCCCGUCUCAAGACGAGGUCUGCUAUCAUUCAACAGACCCUUUGAAUCGGUAGAUAAAACAGUUCGAACUAUCGGUUCACUGGCAGAGGUGGCUUAUGUGGCGAGGAAUUCUGACGCUGAUGAUGCCGAUGACAACGGAUACAAUGCAUUGUCGAUUCUUGGUACCUUUGCAAAUAAUUCGCAGAUUCCCGACGGGCAGUAUCGUGUUCUGAUGAGCGCACUAAGAGUGGCUGGUGAUCCAUCGGACGAUGGGGACUAUGAGAGGUGGCUAAGUCCAAUUGUUGGCAUCAAUGCUGCAAAUCCUUAG